Cladocopium goreaui is the source of this 1055-nucleotide messenger RNA. The record is from the annotation of a GenBank genome assembly. Lineage: Eukaryota; Dinophyceae; Suessiales; Symbiodiniaceae.
AGCGGCUCAAGCAGAAGACCUCUUCGAGUUCGCUGCGCGCCCCUACCGAUCGAGCGAUGGAUCUGGGGGAUCCCUUGAUGUCGGUGAAGAAAAUGCGGGAAGUCUUUCGGAAGUAUGACACGGAUAAAGACGGCACCAUCAGUCGUCAGAAUUUGGAAGAGAUCUUGAGAAAGUUGGUGCCUGGCAUCUCUCAGCUGGAUUUGGAUCUGGUCUUCCGAAAAAUUGAUAAGAACUUUAACAACAUGGUGGAAUACGAUGAGUUCGUGAACCUCCUGUUCUUUGAUCCAACCGCUCCAGAGCCCAGGACCCCAGCGCAUCACGUCACCCGGGAGGCGUCCUACAUCCUGUACCUCUUCUGGCAGUUGGCCGGCGGCGCCAAGCAGUUCAGCCAGGUGCCGCUGAUCUCACGCAGCGAGCUGCUGAAAUCCCUGCAGCCCAGAGGUCCCGUGAUCCUGGCACUUCGACAGCGAAUUCAUAAACUCGAGGGUGAGAUUGCCGAGAUGACGUCGAAAGCUGAGGACAAGAUGCUCACUAGACUCACAUCCAACGAGGUGUAUCGAAAAUUGCAGGCAAUGAAGGAAGAGGAGAUUUCACAGGAGAUCUUUAUUCCUGUGGUCUUCCCGGGGAUCAAAAGAUUUGAUUUGAAGUUUGUGCUGGGAUGCUUCCGGAGAUUCUGGGCGCAGGAAGGGCUGAGCAACAUCCUGCAUUUGGUGUCUGAGGAAAAGAAGGAUCCGAAGGGAAGACUCAAGGUGGAGAUUCCAGUUGUUGAUCUGAAGAAUGUCUUCGACGUCCUUGAUGAAGAUGAUGAUGGCACCAUCUCCAUCAAAGAAAUGGUUCAACAGGGUGCCUUGGAGGUGAAAGAUGCUUUAUACCUUUCAGAACUCUUGGACAAGGGACAGGACGGUGAGGUGAGCCUGGCAGAGCUCAUGAACUUGGUUGUCGGAACUUCUGGGGAGGUCUCAGAAUCACUGAAAGGCCUCUUUGCGGCGCGUAUGGCUGCAUGAUGCCGUCGAGAUCGCGCAUAUCAAAUCGGGCGUGUCAAACAUAUAAUAUUG